Molecule: messenger RNA, 4163 nt
Organism: Carassius auratus (goldfish)
Lineage: Eukaryota; Metazoa; Chordata; Actinopteri; Cypriniformes; Cyprinidae
Gene: tmem86a
Product: transmembrane protein 86A
Exons: 3
Coding region: 135-848 (237 amino acids)
Cellular component (GO): membrane
Molecular function (GO): hydrolase activity
Source: RefSeq, a predicted model, not a curated record
CUCCUCCCACUCUCUCUCUUUACUGCCGCGGAUGAUGGCCUGUCCCAAACACAAGACAAAAACAAAUUUCGUGUGCUCUGUUAGCGACGCCUGAUCCGUUCAUCCCUCCGCUGGCUGUUCAACCGCAGACAAAGAUGGUUUCUCCGGUCACUGUGGUCAAGAGCGAGGGUCCAAAGCUUGUUCCGUUCUUCAAAGCCACUUGUGUCUAUUUUGUUCUGUGGCUACCCACCUCGAGCCCUUCCUGGUUCAGUGCCCUCAUCAAAUGUCUGCCCAUCUUCUGUCUCUGGGUUUUUCUGCUCGCCCAUGGCAUCAACUUUUUAGGGGCCCACUCCAGUGCCAGGAAAAUCCUGGCAGGACUUAUUUUUUCAGCUUUGGGUGACGCAUUUCUCAUCUGGCAAGAACAAGGCUACUUUAGUCAUGGACUGUUUAUGUUCGCCAUCACCCACAUUCUCUACUCUUCGGCCUUUGGGAUGAAGCCCCUCAACCUGAGAGCAGGCCUGAUCAUUGCUGUCAUCUCAGGCUUCAGCUACACCCUACUGUACCCCUACCUCUCUGGUCCCUUCACCUACCUGGUGGCUGUUUACAUUGCUCUCAUUGGCUUCAUGGGCUGGAGGGCCAUUGCUGGAGUCCAGCUCGCCAAUGACCUCUGGACCUGGACGAAACUAUCUGCCUGCCUCGGAGCCGUCCUCUUCAUGGUGUCUGACCUCACCAUUGCUGUCAACAAGUUCUGCUUCCCAGUGCCCCACUCUCGAGCCAUCAUAAUGGCCACCUACUAUGCUGCCCAGAUGUUGAUUGCAUUGUCGGCUGUGGAAUGUCAAGACGCCGAUGCAGCUCGGAAAAGAGCCUGAGGAGCCGCAUGUUAACCAACCUUCCCCUAAUGACUCAACAUUGUUAGCAGCUACACAGGUUCAAGUUCCACUUUCUGCAACCCCUGGUCCAUCCACAGUUCCCCUGUCUGAGCGUAGCCGGGAAAUGUUGGUUAUAGUUGAGGAAUUGACAGUUUAAGAUCACGUGAGACCAAAACAAUGGGAGAAUUCUUGCUGGAUUCAUGUACAAGGUUAGAUAGUCUUGAACUCUUAGUCAGGUUGACUCUUGACUUAGUCAGGUCUCUUCCCAUAAUAACUAUACUGCAUUUGUGUUUCCUCUAGUAGUACCAUCAUUUUGGUAUUGAGAAAGGAAAGACAGGUGAGUUUUGCCUUCUGGUUACUAGAUCCAAAUAUUCAGAUUUUCCCAACUCACCCUACUUACUUUCCCAUUAAGUGUUGUCUCCAUUUCGACAGAGACUAGCCCAGGGUCCUCUCAAUGGCUUUGAUAUCUUGUCCACUUUAGAGAGUCCCUGAUGGCUUAUAUUGUGAACCAAGAGUGAGUCUUGAGUGACAUAGUGUUUGUCUCUAUAAUGGACUAGCACACAAUACAAAGUGGUUCAGGCCCUUCUGAGGAGUCUGGUUUCCCCGUCUCACUGUAGAUUUCCAAAAUCUAAUCAGAGAGCAGCAUGAAAACCAUUUAAUACUAUAGCAGAUAUGUUAGUGUAGUGCUGCUGUAUAGCCUUGUCAUAGCAUUGUGAGGUAUACCUUAUCCUGUGUGACUGACACAUUGCACCGUCAUUUUGUUUCAUAACUCAAGUUAGUAUACAAACCUCCAUGCCUACAUACACAUGUGCUGGAGAAGUUGUCUUGUCAUGCCCAAUUGACUGCAACCAGUGCUAGCCUCCAGAGAGUAGAUGAAGCCCGUAUCCUAUACUUCGUUCUGAGACGUGACCAAUAACAAUUGGAAACUCAGCUCGAGACUCAUAAAAAUGGGUGUAGGUCUCUUUCUUUGAGGGGAUUAGGUGACCGAGUGUUAUCUUUGUUUUAGGAUUCUGCCAAGUCAUCAGCAUUGCUCAUUACCUCUACCACAAGGAAACAGCAAAUAAGUACAAGUUGAAAUAUUUAUUUUGUCUGUGUAAUAUAAGAAUAUGUAAAGAGAGCCUGAUGUCAGACGAUACACAAUCUUCCAACCACUUUCCUUUGUCUAUAGCCAGUAAGAAACAUUUUACUCAAGGGAAAGUUGGAAGCCCUGUGGUGGCAUCUGUGUCGUCAGCUUUAGCUUAGCCUGUAUUUAGCCUGAUUUUUUUUUUCUCUUCUCAUUCACGUCUAUUCCUUCACCUGAAAAUGUGUGAAUAUUUCACAGCAUGAUUGAGUGGAAAUUUCACAGCGUAUGGAUAUUUCACAGUACUGUGUUUUUUGUGUGUGGUACUGUGCUUUAUUAGCCGAGUCACAUUCUAGGGUGAAUCACAACAUAUUUUUGAAGCAAUAUUUCACUACAAAAUACAAAAAGUAAUUAUUUUGCAUAAAGAAAAUGGCUAUUUUAGUGUAAUUUUUGUUUUACUUAACAGACAUUCUACUUUUGUUGUGAUGAGAUUUUUAUCUCCGUAUGGUGCAACAAAUACUAAAUUGAUAAGUAAUAUACAAUUUAAAUAUAUAAUUGUUUUCACAUUAUGUUGAUGUUAAUUAAUCCAGAAUUAAUUAAUAAGGACUUAAUUAACAUUUUAAAUAUCAAAGCUAAUAAAAAAAACUGUGCUGAACUAGGCUUAGUUUUGUUUAUGCAAAAUAUCCAUCUUUAUUUUCUUUGAAUUUUGGGGUGAAAUAUGACCAGGACAUUUUCUUGACAUGCUUGACAUGAGAUUUAACACAAACACCACAUGUACUGUAUUUAUUAUCAGUUGAUUUGAACUGAUAGUUGUUGUUUUUUAGAUAUAAAUCUCAAUAAGGGAUCAUCAGCUGAACCAUCAGUCAUGGAAAAAAAACCCGGCUUGGGCUGAUAUGUGCUCAGCUGUUGUAUCCUCAGGUGUGAGUGGAAAUGAGCUUUAAAUGCAAACACAGCUGAUUACUCAACAGUGGUCCAUUUUGAAGUGAUACAGCCUGGUCGUGAUGCAAUAUCCAAUGGUGGAAUGGAUGUAGACUCCAUUUUUCAUGUUAUUAAUGUGAAUGAAAAUGUUGCUGUACUCUGGGGUACACUCUUGGGCAAGUUAAGUUUUUUCAUUCAAAGACUUGAACUUCAAAGACUUGUUCAUUCACAUCAAUAUAAAUAGGAUGUCUACCCAACCAUUGGCCAUUGCAUCCAGCAUACUGUUACGCACAUAAAUGCUAUUGUCGUUAUCAACACACACAUAGCUGAACCGCUGAGGUCGCGACAAACAGCGAGGCUAUUUUGACACAUUUGCGUAUUGCCAAGUUUCAUAGCUUCCCUAUUCAGUGUUCACAUUGUCAGCAAAAUAUUUCAGCUUAGUCGACAAACCGUAUGUGAUUUGCAAGGUCAUCAAACAAGGUCUCUUCAGAGCCAUUGUGUGUCAAGCUACAAAUCGGUGUUGUGUUGUGAAGGUCUGCGGCGGAAUGACAUUUUGAGUGAAGUUACAAUUGUUCGUUUAUUGGUUUUCAUGAAAAUAAGAGUGAGAAAUACCCAUAGUGUUCCUCUGAAUCACAUUUUUUUGGGUGAUUUUUAGCGAUUCAGUAAUUCUUUUUAAGUGAUGGCAGUUUAAGACAGUAUUCCUGCUUAGCAUUUCUUUUUCUUCCUAGUUUACAACCUGCUGUCACCUCCCAUAUGGUUAGAAUUUGACCUCGCCUGGUCGUUUCCUUCACUACUGAGUUAAUGCGAAUUCCAUGAAGGAGAACAGGUGCCUUCUGUUUCCAUCAAUGAAAUUCUGUCUGUCGAGAAGUGUGGAGACAGGCACAGGCACAGGGAAGAUUUCCUUUCCAUCUGGCUUUGCUUUAUCUCGCGACCUUAUUCAGAUUUCAAUAAACGGGAUAGUUUUACCCCAUCUGUCAGCGCAUGUUUGAUGCUUUUGUGUCGAGUUGAGGGGGAAUGAAACCCAAUGCUUGGAGUUUAGUGGGUUCAGUAUUAAUGAAAGUUUUUAGGUAUAGAAGUCCUGUUGUUAAAGAUAAUGAGGAAUAACCCAAUCGGUUUAGAGAUUUAAAUAUCUGCACUUUUCCAAUUUAUCUCUUUAUUAACUUCCUGAAAUUUCAGGUUUUUGGGCAUUAGGCCUGAAACAUAUUGUAUGCAAUUUCCAAAACCCAAUAUUGUGCAUAACUGCAUUCCCAAAUGUCAGUCUAAAAUUCAUAAAGUGAUGCAAGCAAUAAGCUGUUUUUCCUUUCACAUUAAAGGGAUACCCCACCCCAAAAUGAAAA